Talaromyces stipitatus ATCC 10500 is the source of this 612-nucleotide messenger RNA. RefSeq names its product 40S ribosomal protein S29. Bases 129 to 299 code for a protein of 56 amino acids. Gene Ontology annotation, molecular function: structural constituent of ribosome; zinc ion binding. The transcript has 3 exons. NCBI's taxonomy places the organism in Eukaryota, Fungi, Ascomycota, Eurotiomycetes, Eurotiales, Trichocomaceae. Gene Ontology annotation, biological process: translation. Gene Ontology annotation, cellular component: cytosolic small ribosomal subunit; ribosome. The record is from RefSeq and is a predicted model, not a curated record.
GCCUACCGCUGUGGACUAGUUACUUCAAACUCCCUUUUUCGUCGACAAGAAAUCGCCAAACGCCCAUCCACCAAAUCUUUUUUCCAGGUAGCAGCACCCCUGUUGGGAAAAAAACGCAGACACGAAAAAUGUCGCACGAGUCUGUUUGGUACAGUCGCCCACGCACAUACGGCAAGGGCAGCCGUCAAUGCCGUGUCUGCGCUCACAAGGCUGGUCUUAUCCGCAAGUACGGAUUGUUGGUUUGCCGUCAGUGCUUCCGUGAGAAGUCCUCAGACAUUGGUUUCGUCAAGUACCGAUAAACGCCCUACACACCUUCUUUCCUCAACAAACAAAAACAAAAAAUAAAACAGACAAAUAUGGUCUCGGAGAGAACACACAAGGACUUGCGUCGGAUCUGAAAGAAAAUAAACGCCACUCCCAUACGGUUUCUCGUGUGUCUUGAGUAUGGGGCUCUGGAAUGAUUGAUUGAUGGAAAAAGGAAUGGGUUUGAUGAUGGAAGACAAGACUUUUCUUUUGCCUGUUCACUGCUUAUUGUGAAUCGAGUAUGGCAUGUUUUACUUUUUUUUUCGACUAGGAUAUUCUCAAUUUGAAUAUGGGUGUUGAAUGUUGAUG